Opisthorchis viverrini is the source of this 1899-nucleotide messenger RNA. RefSeq lists its product as hypothetical. The record is from RefSeq and is a predicted model, not a curated record. The transcript is spliced from 9 exons. Gene Ontology annotation, biological process: amino acid transport; carbohydrate metabolic process. Lineage: Eukaryota; Metazoa; Platyhelminthes; Trematoda; Opisthorchiida; Opisthorchiidae. Bases 1 to 1815 code for a protein of 604 amino acids.
AUGAGUGGCGGGGAUCUAGAAAACGGUAUCGUGAACGAUGAGGAAGUUGGUUUUUUGUCUUCCCCCAAACCCGUCCUUGGUAACAACACCUCUAAUGAGAAGCCAUACGGCUCCUUGUUAACACGGGAAGAUCUAUUGCGGUUGGAGUCCGAAGAGCCCAUUUGGCGUCGAGUUCGUUUGAUUCUUUUGAUCGCCUUCUGGGUCUUGUGGGUUGGGUUGUUGGCUGCUGCAAUCGUUAUCAUUGUUGUGACGCCCAAAUGUCCACCUACCCCUGUCCUCAGCUUUUGGCAGAAGAAGGUCGGCUACUGGCUAGAUCCGUUCUCUUUCUCUGAUUCUAACGGUGACUUCAUUGGAGACUUCAAGGGUAUCGUCAACAAAUUGGACUACAUAAAAGAUGUGGUUGGUGCCGGGUUUAUCAUCCUUAGUUCCAUCGUUUCCGGACACUAUUCCAAUGCUGCGACUUCUUUGGGACUUGUGCGGAACUUCUCUACGAUCGAUCCAGCUCUGGGAACGCUGAAUGACUUCCGGUCACUCAUCAAGACGUACCACAGAAGUGGCCUGGAAGUCGUAAUAACUUUGGACUUCAACUCCAUUUCGACUACACAUGAGUGGGUCAAAAAGCCUGAGUUCCUACGGGCUCCGCUUCCAGGAUCUGUGGUUGCUAGGGAUGGCUCAAAGCCAACUGUAAAUCUUAACGGGAAAUCCUAUUAUUCUGUUGGUGACAAGAACUCAGUCGAUCUUAAUUUGUCGUCGGAUGAAGUGGUUCAAAAUUUAGAAAGUGUUACAAAAUACUGGUUGAAUGAAGGCGUAGAUGGAAUCUUACUAUCUAGUGCUGCUUUCUAUGUCGAAGAAGAAAACGAAGCGGAAUAUCCCAUGUUGAGUUUGGUGAGACGAUUCUCGAAUAUCUUUACCAUAUAUUUAGUGGACCCUGGUGACUGCGGCUAUGGCCUGAGUGACACUGUGGACAAAUCGAUAGAUUUCUUGGGUACCAAAGAUCAUCCUGCAGCACAUAUGGUGAUCAGCCGACAGUUCGUCGAACACCGUGGAUGGAAAGCGCAGCCCAACGUAACAUCUUGGCAAGAAAUAACAAUUCGCUCAUAUCAUCCGGUGACCUCGAAUGCCAAGGCUGCAUUGGCACUGACCACGGCGACACCAAGCGAUCAUCGUCAUGGUGAUAUCGCCGCUCUAGCAUCUAUUUUCUUGCUUCCAGGCACCCCUCUUGUAUACUACGGGUCUGAGCUCGCGAUUCAGCUAAUCCCGAGCUUGAGCUCUCCGGAAGACAUCUAUCCGUUCGGGAAAGUACCGUUUCCGAAUCUGUCAAAAAGGGACAGCGAACUGGUUUGCCAACUUCCAAUGCCGUGGGAUCGUUCCGGCGCCGGGUUUUCAUCAUCACUAUCGAAUAACACGUUCGCUAAUUACUUGAAGCAGUUUGGUAUUGUUGAAACGGUUGAUUCGGCGCUUUCGUUCGGGCGUGAAAAUACACCCCUCAAAAUGGUACAGGAGCUGAUCAAGUUGCGAGAAAAACCAAGUUUAAAAUGGGGGGAAUUUGAGAUGCUUGAGUCCGGGGAAGAGGUGGAUGAUAUUGAGCUGUUCAAGCGAGAAGCCAUCGGACAUCCGGCUUUCAUUGUCGCGGUAAUCAAAAGGACGCCCAAUUAUGCUGCAACUUUCAACUUUGCUGGUGUAUGCGGUCGUUUUAUUCCACGCCUAACCUAUCCUCUUCGUCCGGCGCUAAAGCUUAACGAGGCCAUUGAUAGUAGCCGCAUAUACUUGCAAUCUGACAGUGAACCAGCUGUCUACGUGUUUGAGUGCGCUUAAACAGACCUGCUUUGCUCUUCGUUAUCCUAAAAUUAGUCGUUUAGUCUUCGGUCCUCUAUUGUGCUAAAUACAUUUCAUCUGCUU